Messenger RNA from Schistosoma guineensis, 4854 nucleotides. The record is from the annotation of a GenBank genome assembly. NCBI's taxonomy places the organism in Eukaryota, Metazoa, Platyhelminthes, Trematoda, Strigeidida, Schistosomatidae.
GGCGCUCGUAUUGACUUUAGUCACAUGGCUACUAAACUAAAGUUCAAACUAGCUGAUAAAUUUCAGCCUUGCUUUAACUCUCAAUAUCCAAUCUUCCACACUAAGCCAGGUAAAAUUUAUUGUGGAAGAGAUGUUGACGACUCACUGUGUAUAAAUGUACUCGAUGAAAAUUCGUUCACUUUGGUCAACAGAAUUCGGGUAAACUGUUUGACGUUUUUGCCUUGAUUUCAGGAUGAUGAGGUUAUCACAUCUUUCGUUGUCGAUGAAGCCGGAUCGGUAAACACAUGUUUAGUUUCUUAUUUUGUAGGAGAUAUUUAUUGCUACUAAGAACUUGCUUUUAAAACGUCUUGAUAGCCUCUCUCUAAGGCCUACGAAAGUAUGGAUGUCUUGUCACCAAAGAAUCGUGCAGAAAAUGGCGCUUAACAAAACUUCAACACGAUUAGCUACCGGUUCAGGAGAUAUGGUUGUUAGAUUAUGGCAUAUUGGUCCAAAGGAAGGCUUCUCAAAAAGCUGUCGACUGCACCAGGGAAUGAUAACACUAUUGAAAUUCCAUCCGACAUUACCGUACCUUUUCUCAUCGUCAGUGGGUGAUCACUUUGUAGCUGUGUGGGACACUGAGACUGGAAAACAUGUCUCUUCUCUUGAAGGUCAUCAAAGCAUUGUUACAAGUUUGGACUUCAAUGCUGGAAAGAAUGAAUUAGUUACAUGUGGGCGCGAUAAAGUUCUUAUUGUCUGGUCGUUCGUAGACUUCACAAAACAAAAAGUCAUACCUACCUUUGAGAGCUUAGAAGCUUGUACUUUCCUUCCUGUUGGCGCAUUAACAAAUCACUUGGGUCACACGUUUUCUGAAAGCAAUACUUCUUUAUUGUUGACUGGCGGUCAGUGGGGCUGUUUGCGUUGCUGGGAUGUAGAUACUGGGCGUUGUGUGUUAGAGAUCAAGGGUCCCUUAGAUCGGACUCCUCAGUCUGAUUCUGGUAGUUCCACUGCGUUAGAUCGCCACUCAAUUGACUAUGGACUUCAUUCCAUCAGUCACUUGAAUGUAUACAAUAUAAAAGACAGUAAUGAUAAUGUGUUGGAUGAAAGUGAAAACUCAUCCUUACGAUUAAUUCUUGUGCGUCAAAGUAAUCAUGUUGAAUUUUAUAACCCAAUGGUCGGCAAAUUAACGGCUGAGUUCUUAGGUGACAUUGGACAAGUUGAUCAAUUAUGCAUUGUAGGCAGAAAUCACAAUUAUCUUAUUCUAGCUGAUGCGUCACCUCACAUGAAAAUUUUCCUCAAUCCAUAUGGACUCAGUUUAAAGGGAAAAAAUACAACUGAAGAUAAUCUUCAUAGUAAAACAAAUGGUUCAUGGAAAUGUCACCUUAUUCCCGGUGGUCAUACUGAUGUGAUUAUGGAUUUGACUGUAUCCAUAUGUGGUCAAUGGAUUGCAAGUGGUUCUAAAGACCAAUCUAUUUGCUUAUGGCAUCUAAUAGAAUCAGAAGAUUCAACAUCGUCAUCACUACAUAAAUCUAAGAAUGUUCCUGUCAAAUUGGAUCUUAUUACUCAAAUUCAUAAGGCACAUGCUGCUCAUAUCAGUUCUGUUUGCUUUGAUAGAUUGACAACACAUCUUAUAUCUAGUUCAGAAGACGGUAUUUUAAAAGUUUGGAAUGUUCAGUGUAAUAACUUAGAUAAACCGGAUGCUGUGUUAUCAGAAUUAAACACAAUUCAUGGAGCUCACAGCGGAGUAAUCAAUUCAAUUGAUGUUUCCGUUGAUAAUCGUCUUGUUGCUACUGCGUCACGUGAUAAAACUGUCAAGAUAUGGGAAUUUAAAAAACAAAGUUUACAUUGUCAAGGUGUUCUUCAGGGUCACCGUAGAGGUGUUUGGUCUGUUUGCUUUUCAAAAUUUGAGAAAAUUGCACUUACUGCUUCGGGUGAUGGAGAUGUAAGAUUGUGGAAUUUGAAAGAUUUCUCGUGUAUCCGUACAUUGGAAGGCCAUGAUCAACCAGUGUAUAAGGCAGUUUUUCUUUCUCACGAUAAACAAAUAUUAUCAUGCGAUCAGAAAGGAUUAAUAAGAUUGUGGAAUGUAUCCAAACCACCUAAAAAUAAUCAAGAAAAAUCAGAAAAUGUUGAUAAACCAUCCUCUGAAGAAACUUCAUCUUUAGUUUAUGAAGCACACGAUGGAAGAAUAUGGUCGUUAGCUAUUUGCCCAGAUGAAUCUGGUUUUUUCACUGGUGGUGAAGAUGAAACAUUGUGUUAUUUUGAAGAUAUUACAGAAAUAGUGCUGAAUGAAACAUCACAACAGCAAGAGGAAUAUAUUCAAACACAACAAGAAUUGGAUAAUCUUGUACACAAACAAAUGUAUGCCGAUGCUGUUCAUUUGGCUGUCAAAUUAGACCAACCCAAACGAACAUUAGACAUACUACAGGAACUUUUGACUCAAGAUAAUUUCAAACAGACUUGCAAAGAUAAUCAAAGUAUCAAAUAUCCAACACAAGCUGCGAACUUAUUGUCAGUACUUGAUGAUUUUGCAAAUAAAAGUCACAGUGAAAAUCUUAAUGAUUCACUUAAUCUAAGUCAACGACUUUUAUCUUAUGCUAUCAACUGGAAUACAAGGACUAGAACAUCAAUGAUAAGUCAGUUUGUAUUGAAUUGGAUUCUAACCCGUUGGAAACCAGAAGAAUUACUUGAAUGGCCAAAUUUUAGUCAAGCGAUACAAUAUCUCCUUCCGUAUACAACUCGCCAUUAUCAACGUAUAUGUAGAUUGGAAGAACAACUGGCAAUUUUAAACUACAUUUCUGAGGUGACUGAUGAACAUUUAAUUUCUACUAACACUUUUGAUGAACCAAUGGAGUUAGACAAUGAUCAAAAUAAUGUAUCAUUUAAUUCAACUCAAAAUGUCAAUACUUCACUUUCUUAGACAAGGUGAUUAAAUUCUCUUCUUAUUCAUUAUGUAUACUAUGAUAUUAUACAACUUCACCUAUUAACCUUUUUAUACAGUUAUUUUCAGUUUACUAAUAGUAUCAUGCUAUAAAUACAAUGUACAGUUGUUUUGCAUCUGUGAAGGAUUUAUUCGCAACUACCAGACCGAUUUUCUAUGAGGUUGCAGAUUUAUUGACCACAUCUCUACUCUCCAUUAAAUUUUAGAGUAAGGAAAUCAAUUAUAUUUUCCCAGCGGGAUUGUGGAUGUGCAUUGUUGAGAAGCUACAUACUAGUCCAAAACACCUGCCCAGUCCUUUCUGGUUUUCAGCGGUUGUCUUAUUUAGAUCAUUCGUUGACAUGGAUUAUAAGAUAUAUUGUCCUAGUAUAAUCUUACUUUAUAGAUAUAUUGAUGAUUGAAAUCCUAUUACACUCAAUAUAAUUUAAGGUCCGUGUUAGUGUCACUAGUUUGUAAACAAGUGAUGUACCAACUAAUAAGUCUGUAAAUUUUAAGGACUUAUAUUUUGUAAGUGCAAGUAUUCAGCAAAUGAAACGUUCGAAUAUGUCUACCAUCAUCUGUGUACAGCUGUGUUGGUCAACGGUUAGGAUCGUGGAUUAGUGAUUCAGGUAGGUUGUAUAUCGUAUAACGUGACCGAUUUGCGAGGCUUAACCAUUUUUUAAUCGGUGUGAGUAUUCGGAUUUCGAAUCAUGGUAACAUUGGUUAUAACCUAAUGAUAAUUGUCCUCGUUUUGGUUGUGUUAAUGGAUAUUACUUUCUUUACCGAUUCGUUUAGUUCAAAAAUCAUUAUUAUCACUCAUAAAUUGAUUACUGAGUGACAACUCCUAGUCAUUUGUAUGAAGCUAUCGGUCAAAGAGUGUAUUGUGUGCAUUUCAUAGUUCACUGUUUUGGGUUGUGUUGUACACCUAUUCUUUUAAAGGGGUAUUAAAAAAGUAUAAGACAAAUGCUUAACUGUCAAAGGUAUAAUAGAAAUAUACUUAUAUACGUGACUUUUAUCUUUCCAUCCGUUCGAUAUCUACUUACUUUGGAUGACUAAUAUCUGAUUGAUCUUAAUAAAAUAGUCUACACAUACCAACUCAGCUCAUUUAAUAGAAUCAUAAUGUUCUUGGACUAAAGUUUUCUUGUUUGGUCAUCCUUAAUUCUUUCCAGCCCAAUUCAUAGUAAGCUAUGUUUAGACAAGUAAUAUACCUCGGUCACUCACAUGGUGAGACUAUAAUUUAUGGAUAACAUUUAAGCGAUGUUAAAGUGACCUUGAGAAUGUCCAUCUAAGUAGUAGGACCAAAUGAAGGUUAUAAGCUAUUGUGAGGAACUAGAAUUAGGGUUUACUGUUGAUAGUUAGGGUUAAGAAUUAGAUUUUGGCUUUUCAUCAUUAACUGUCAUCAGCUAUAAAUGUCAAAAUAAUAUUUUGUUGAAAUUAUGGAUAAAUUUCGUGCCAAAAUCCAAAACUCAUUAUCUUAUAUCUGAUUGGUUUGUCAAUCAAUUAUAGUGUUGCCAAGGUAUGAUUAAAUACUUGAAAUUUACGCAUAUAUAUAUUCAUAUAACUCUAUCUUCUGAUAUGUUACUCUUAUUGAUAUUGGUUUUAAAAUUUCUUCAUUCAGAUCAACGAUAAAUGAUGUAAACGUUUAAUCAGCACAACACAAAUCACUGUAUAUAAAUAAAAUCUUUAUGAGAGUGUACAAUCUCUUUCUCAUUUUCUCUGUCCUUGAAACAAUUUCCAGAUUGUGUAUAUGUAUAUCCAUUAUUCAGUCAUAUGAUAAAUCUGUAGUAAAAUCUAAUAGAAAAAAUGAAGUAUAUACAUAUUUUAUGAAGUAAUUGUUCAUGUAUUUUUGUUAUUGUAUAUUUUAUUCUUUGGUUUUUCUUUUGUAAGAUGAUAAUCAUGAUAAUGAUGACGAUAGUCUCUAUGCUCGUCGUUAUACUCCAUUUAAAUUAACAAGUAAAUAUUAG